Molecule: messenger RNA, 1565 nt
Organism: Lacerta agilis (Sand lizard)
Lineage: Eukaryota; Metazoa; Chordata; Lepidosauria; Squamata; Lacertidae
Gene: VDAC2
Product: voltage dependent anion channel 2
Exons: 10
Coding region: 194-1090 (298 amino acids)
Biological process (GO): monoatomic anion transmembrane transport
Cellular component (GO): mitochondrial outer membrane
Molecular function (GO): voltage-gated monoatomic anion channel activity
Source: RefSeq, a predicted model, not a curated record
GAGGGGGUCCUUGCGCGCAGGCGGGCGGCGAGCGCGAGGUGUCUCCUUCACUUCGCCCUCCAGCGCGGCCUUCACGCGGGUAGAAGAGGGAGGGGCGGCGGCGGAGGCGCACGCGGGUCUCUCUGGGUCUCUGAAAGAAGCACGUCCCUUUCCCCCCCGACUGGGCAGAUUCUCUAAAUUGGACUAGAUAGCUAUGUCUUUUAAUCCAGCAUGUCAGCCGCGUCCUCCAAGACCUCCAAUGGCUAUCCCGCCACCAUAUGCGGACCUUGGCAAGUCUGCCAGAGACGUCUUCAACAAAGGAUUUGGUUUUGGUCUGGUGAAAUUGGAUGUGAAAACGAAAUCUGCAAGCGGAGUGGAGUUCGCAACAGCUGGUUCGUCAAACACAGACACAGGAAAAGUGAAUGGGAGCUUGGAGACAAAAUACAAGUGGUCUGAGUAUGGUGUUACUUUCACGGAAAAAUGGAACACGGAUAACACUCUGGGAACAGAAAUGGCAAUUGAAGAUCAGCUUGCCAAAGGUUUGAAGUUGACAUUUGACACAACUUUCUCACCAAACACCGGAAAGAAAAGUGGCAAAAUCAAAUCUGCUUAUAAGCGUGAAUGCAUAAACCUCGGGUGCGAUGUUGACUUUGAUUUUGCUGGACCUGCCAUCCAUGGUACAGUUGUCUUGGGUUAUGAGGGCUGGCUUGCAGGCUACCAAAUGACCUUUGAUAGUGCCAAAUCCAAGUUGACAAGGAAUAACUUCUCUGUGGGAUACAAGACUGGAGACUUCCAGUUGCACACCAAUGUCAACGAUGGGUCGGAGUUCGGUGGCUCAAUUUACCAAAAAGUCAGCGACAACCUUGAGACUGCUGUAAACCUUAACUGGGCAGCGGGCAGCAAUAGCACUCGUUUUGGAAUUGCAGCAAAGUACCAGUUGGAUCCUACCGCUUCUAUUUCCGCAAAAGUGAACAACUCUAGUCUAGUUGGAGUUGGGUACACCCAGACCCUGAGGCCAGGUGUGAAGCUCACUCUGUCUGCCCUAAUCGAUGGGAAGAACAUCAAUGCUGGUGGACACAAACUUGGUCUUGGCCUAGAAUUGGAGGCUUAAGAGGUGUGAAGAAAGCUGCCGCAGGAAAUGGGAUAUCAGAAGAAUAUGGCCUUAAAAAUGUAUUUCCAGUGUGACCCGGGGGGCUUUUUUUCCUACUCAGACGGAUGGCCUAGAACAAGAGCUGUAUGCAGAGUAUUUAGGCAGUUACUUGUUAGCUGGUUUUUAGUUAAAUUGGUUACCUAUCUAGUUCUCAAUUCUGCAUUAGUGCAGUCACUACAUAAUACAUUAUUUAAAUGUAUUUAACUGUUGAAUGCGCUACCCACAAAUAAUGAAAUAGACUUUAUGAAAACCUGUACACAUGUGUGCAUGUUAUGUUUCUUUUAACACGUGAUAAUAGCCAUUGAAAUAACAGAAUGGAUCAGUGGAUGUUCUGAAAAGUAAGGUCAACCGUUUUGUUAAAAUCACCUUAACUAGAAAUACUUUUGGUAUCCCAAGGCAAUUCGAAAAUUAUGAAUAAAACAAAUACACACACAUA